Messenger RNA from Plasmodium vinckei vinckei, 933 nucleotides. Its product is annotated as conserved Plasmodium protein, unknown function. The record is from RefSeq and is a predicted model, not a curated record. Bases 1 to 933 code for a protein of 310 amino acids. Lineage: Eukaryota; Apicomplexa; Aconoidasida; Haemosporida; Plasmodiidae. The transcript has 11 exons.
AUGAGUUGCUUAAAUGUUGCCCGUCCUCCUAUCUCCAUAAAUGAUAGACUAAACAAACCAGCAGGGAAACCAACAGAUUAUGAUGGUUUUAAUUUUUUACAAUUCUAUGGAGAGACUAAAGAAAAAACAUUUAGAAGCUCAAUAAGAAACAUUGAUCACAAAAAUAAAAAUUCUAUUUUUGAUUUACCCAUAGCUGAGCAGACAGAUCUUGCCAAAGCUAAUCCUCCAAAUAUGCAAAGAACAUCUCGAAGAAUUAAUCCACAUUCUUCUUAUCAUAUAAAUAAAAUAUUUCAAGGUGAUGACACAAAUACACCCAAUAAAAAAUACGGGAAAAAAAUCCACCCAGACAUCAGAAAUCUUCAUAUAUUUACCAAUGAAAUCAAUUAUGAAAGCGAAAAAAAAAGCUCCAAAAAGAUAAGCCAAUAUAGUUUAAAUAGUAAUCCUUGUAAAUGGGGAGUAGACGUUUUCAGAUAUGAUUUACCUCCUCCUAAAAAAUUAUAUAGGCAUGUGAAUAAUUUAUCUACCUGUCUAGUACCGUAUAAAAGUGAAGAUUCAUAUAUUCAAAAACACAAUAAAACACAUUAUAUUACCCAAUUAGAGAAAUCUUUAUGCCCUAAAGAAAAUGUAUUUAUUCCAAAUUCCAGUAAAAAACUUAUCCCUAUUCAAGGAUCGAAACUUGAGAUGAAUUGUGUUCCAAGAGAUCAUGAAAUAAAAAGAAUGAAACAAAAUUUAUCUUCUAAUCGUGGAAAUUUAAACGCAGAUCUAACUCCCCUUGUGGCUAGCACUGAAAAAUUCUGUCAUAUAAAUAACAAUAACAGAAACAAAAUUUGUUCCGUUUCUUUUAAUUAUGGCAGAACAAUAUCACCAUAUAGGUCAGGAAAAAGAAUAGGAUAUCCAAAUAGCCGAAGUGAAAAUUCGAUAUUUUUAUUUUAA